UCGGCGUUUGUCUCGGUCGGUAGAGAGGGAGAGUUAUAUGUAUCUAGAUCUAGAAUUAAGUUUCAUGCGAUUUAAAAUGUUCGGUAAAGUAUUUUUGUUGUAAAUAAUAAUCUGUGUAAAAGUUUAGUGAUUUAUUUUUAUUUACAUCUUCGCGAUUUUCUGAGCUUUGUGCCCAGUUUUGGUAAAAGGAUUCGUGAAAAAUGACUGAAACUCUUCAGCUUCGUGGUACUCUGUCUGGCCACAGUGGAUGGGUCACGCAAAUUGCCACCAAUCCAAAGUAUCAUGAUAUGAUUCUGUCGUCAUCACGAGACAAAACCUUGAUUGUAUGGAAGUUGACCCGUGAUGAGAAUAACUACGGGAUUCCCCAAAAGCGUCUCUACGGUCAUUCUCAUUUUAUUAGCGACGUAGUCCUUUCGUCUGACGGUAAUUACGCCUUGUCAGGAUCUUGGGAUAAGACUCUCAGACUUUGGGAUUUGGCCGCUGGAAAGACAACACGUCGCUUUGAAGAUCACACCAAGGAUGUACUCUCUGUGGCUUUUUCAGUAGACAAUCGUCAAAUCGUCUCGGGCUCACGAGACAAAACCAUUAAACUGUGGAAUACAUUGGCGGAAUGCAAAUACACCAUCCAGGAUGAGGGUCACACUGACUGGGUAUCUUGCGUGAGAUUCUCUCCGAAUCACGCCAAUCCCAUCAUAGUGUCCUCUGGGUGGGAUCGUACCGUAAAAGUGUGGAAUUUGGCGAAUUGCAAGCUAAAGACCACACAUACUGGUCACACUGGUUACUUGAACACCGUCACUGUAUCGCCUGACGGUUCACUAUGCACUUCAGGAGGCAAAGAUCACAAGGCUCUCCUAUGGGAUUUGAAUGACGACAAGCUACUCCAUACACUGGAUCACAACGACAUCAUCAAUGCCCUCUGCUUCAGUCCCAACAGGUACUGGCUAUGCGUCGCCUACGGGCCAUCUAUUAAGAUUUGGGAUCUUGCCUGCAAGAAAACCAUUGAUGAGCUUCGUCCCGAGGUUGUUUCUCAGAAUUCCAAGUCUGACCCACCUCAGUGUCUCUCACUUGCUUGGUCAACGGAUGGACAAACCCUAUUUGCAGGAUAUUCUGAUAACAAGAUCCGCGUAUGGCAGGUGUCAGUCUCUGCGCGCUAAAAGCUUUUGUUCGGGACUUUCUAAGGAAAUGUAUCUUUAAAUCCCUAAAUAAAAGAUAUCCAUUAAAA
Molecule: messenger RNA, 1222 nt
Organism: Lutzomyia longipalpis
Lineage: Eukaryota; Metazoa; Arthropoda; Insecta; Diptera; Psychodidae
Gene: Rack1
Product: guanine nucleotide-binding protein subunit beta-like protein
Exons: 4
Coding region: 201-1154 (317 amino acids)
Biological process (GO): rescue of stalled cytosolic ribosome; positive regulation of protein phosphorylation
Cellular component (GO): cytosol; nucleus
Molecular function (GO): ribosome binding; translation regulator activity; protein kinase C binding
Source: RefSeq, a predicted model, not a curated record